Molecule: messenger RNA, 860 nt
Organism: Durio zibethinus
Lineage: Eukaryota; Viridiplantae; Streptophyta; Magnoliopsida; Malvales; Malvaceae
Product: large ribosomal subunit protein eL32z-like
Biological process (GO): translation
Cellular component (GO): cytosolic large ribosomal subunit; ribosome
Molecular function (GO): structural constituent of ribosome
Source: RefSeq, a predicted model, not a curated record
CCUCAGCAAGCUUUCACAAACCCAUGAAAUUAAAUUUAGGGCUGGAUUUUGAAAUAAGAACAAUAAACUCUACUCUGUAACCCAAACACCAGAUCACUCCUCUUCCCCACAUAUGCCCACUUAAAACCCUAGCUCCCUCCAUCUUCUUGUUCGCUUUUUGUCGAGGGUUUACUGGAGCCGCAGCGUAUCGUUUCCUUCAGAAGAAAUGGCAGUCCCUUUGCUGUCCAAGAGGAUUGUGAAGAAGCGUGUCAAGAAAUUCAAGAGGCCCCAAAGUGACCGCAAGAUCUCCGUCAAGACAAACUGGCGAAGGCCUAAGGGCAUUGACUCCCGUGUUAGGAGGAAGUUCAAGGGAUGCACUCUGAUGCCCAAUAUUGGUUAUGGCUCAGACAAGAAGACUCGCCACUAUCUUCCUAAUGGCUUUAAGAAAUUUGUUGUGCAUAAUGUCCAAGAGCUGGAGCUUCUCAUGAUGCACAACAGGACAUACUGUGCUGAGAUAGCCCAUGAUGUUUCAACAAAGAGGAGGAAGGAAAUUGUUGAGCGAGCAGCACAGUUGGAUGUUGUUGUGACCAACAAAUUGGCUAGGUUGCGCAGCCAGGAGGAUGAGUGAAGAUCGAUCCUUGAAUGUUGAUUUUGCUCUUUGGUAUAAUAUUUUAUUGUUUAGGAAGUAGGCACUUUGAAUCCAAUGUUUUUAAGUAUUAUUUUGACUUGAGUUGCAUGCUUUUUGUUGUGAUUGAAUCUAAACCGUUUCUCUUAUGUUUUUAGGGUUUUGUUCUUUGACUAUGUUUUUGACAUCAAUAACGAAAGGUUUAUGAUGCCGGGCGCAUUUAUGAGCUAAUGGAAUACCUUUAUCAGUUAUGUUA